AUGGCCACGCCAACGGUCGACACUGUGUCUAUAGGUUCUCCUCGCGAUCAACCAUCGACUCUGAAUCUGUUGCCCCAGCAGCCUGGCCGAGAAACCGAUCAACUCGUUGCGUCCGGGCCACAAACAGACACUUCUGCUCGAUCUAUCCCUCUAUCUCGAGCCGCAUCGCAGUCGCGCGAAGAUGGCACGUCUCAGUCCGAAGUCUCUUCCACCUUGAAGGAGGAUCAACUUGCUCAGCAGGGUCAAGGGACUCCUCCACCUGGCAGCUAUUUAGGUGGUCCUCGACGACUAAUCAAACCAUCCUUUCGAGAAAAAGACCGAGACGAUCGAGAAGAACCAAGACCUGCCACCUGGAAAUCUCUUUUGCGGGUUCUAUGCCGCCAUUGCAUCGUGCAUCUUUUCCCCGUCGCUAUCAUAUGUGUGCUCUUGGGGUUUAAUUUCCACAGAUAUUAUAUCGGGCACUCACUGCUCGGUCCUGCCGAUUGGCAAGACGAUUCCAAGAUUGACAUGCUGCAGAUAGCGGCCAAAAUCCAUGAAAUCUCCAUUAUCGCCAGCUUAACGACGGUCGUGUGUGAUAUAAUUUGCUAUGUCCUAUCUAGCAAUGUAGGGGUGCCAAUUAGCGCCGUAGAUGCUGGCGCGGCCUUUUCUGGAGGGACUUAUCUAUUGUCGAGCGAGUUUCUCAAAAUAUUCAAAUCUGAAGCAUACAAAUGUAGACACAAAGUCGUCAUCGCCUUUAUGGCUAUCCUCUUCUGCGUCGUUGCCAACUCGGCUGGGCCUUCCAGCGCCAUUCUCAUGAUCCCGAAGAAUCAGACCUGGCCGUCGGCGAACUACGAUUUCGUGCUCAAUGGGACCAAAAGCGAGGACCUCUGGCCACUGACCCUCACUGAGCGUAACAUCGGCAGUCCCCACUGCAGCGACUCUCAGAAGGCGAUCGAAGACCCUUCCUGCAUCGCCGGGGCUUAUCAGUCUAUCGGUCAUUACUUCAACUCCUUCAUCUCGUUUCCGCAAGGCAACAGUUUCGUCUUCGAUGUUGCGGACGCUCUUACAAUUCGCACUAUGCAAGGAAACGUCCGCAACAGCAUAUCGUACGGCAGCGAGACCUGGACGAUGGCGCCACAUGCAGCUACAGUCGCUGUCCAGGAGCCUAUCCGUGCCGUAUGGAGCCAGAGACUCGCGAAUCUGGAGGGUACGAAUUUGAAGCUCUCGGACUUGCGGGCUGGCAGAGUUGACACGACAGUCCCGGUUGUCCGCACCGCUUGUGUGCCAAUGAGGAAUCUAUCCUCUUCUGUUAACUCUGAUGGUACAUUCCCCAUGGACUUCCCCGUCCUGAGCGAGUACGACUUCUGGUUCAAGAUGUCAGAAAAGAAUGGUUACUUCGGGAACGGUGCCACCAACCGUCUCAAUAUGAGCUCAUCGCUCCUGGAGUUAGCGAACGGCUCAUCGACGCCCCCCUUCAUUGUUAAGACCUCCUGGGUACCACUUCCUCCCAGCCAGUUCGGCAGUGUGUCGGCUGGGCUCCUUAUCUUGAUGUCAGCCGCCGGCAAGGAAGGGCACGGAACUCGUUUCGAUCUGGGGAUUGGCUGUGCAGUAGAUGCCCGGUGGGCGCCCGGGCAGCACUGGCUGAUGUCGUCGCAGUCGGACUGGGCGUUGGCUGGGUAUAGCUACCCAACAAAGAGCACGUUAUACGGACGUCGUGAAGGUCCUAACGGCGAGGACGACGAGAGAUUAUUCCUCCCAGCUCCGCACGGCGGGUGGUCCCCUAUUAGCUUGUCCAAAGACUGGCUCCAGGCGUUGACACCCACAGUUCCCGGUCGGGCGGGUACAUCCACCUUGGACGCCAUAUUCGAGGACACUAUCCCGUCCCUCUGGGCCGUCGUCGUCCGCCCCUCACUUUCCUCCGCAAUAUACGACUACCACGCCCCGGACAGGUACGAGCUGCUGGUGCUGGCCGAGCACGCCGUCGCCAAUCUCGUGGCCGACGGUGUCUCUCGUACCGGCCUGCACCUGCAACCGCGCAUAUGGGACUUGGUGACUUCGCUCACCGAUAUUCCAAUUGACACCUUCAGCAAAGGCAACCCCGAUGUGAUCCUCGGCUUCCCGUUCAACGGCCGCGAGGGAACCACGCCGCUCCAUAUUGAGAUGGAGGUCCAGGGCUAUGCAUACAUGCUCGCGGGUGCCCCCAGCUUUUUCGCCUUAGCAAUAAUGUGUAUUUACCUGCUCAUCGUCGUGGUGCACGUUGUGAUCAUCUUAACAAGAGGACACCACACAGCCACCUGGACGACGGUGGCCGAGCUCCUGGUUCGGGCUCUCUCCCCGCAUCCGCCUCCUGACGCCGUGGAUGGACGGACAACGGUGCUACUUAGCAGCGAGGACACCGAGGUCGAACUUGAUAACAAGACGCAUACGUAUCAAGUGUUCGUUGGAGUGGCCGAACACGGGAAAGAAGUCACGGUGCAGUUAGACCCCAGGCGUGAGGCGGUCGAUGAGGAGGAGGGAGGACAAAACAUGGUGUCCCGAAGACUUCUCCGUCAAGCCAGCCCUACUACUUAA
Molecule: messenger RNA, 2550 nt
Organism: Venustampulla echinocandica
Lineage: Eukaryota; Fungi; Ascomycota; Leotiomycetes; Helotiales; Pleuroascaceae
Exons: 2
Coding region: 1-2550 (849 amino acids)
Source: RefSeq, a predicted model, not a curated record